Molecule: messenger RNA, 3408 nt
Organism: Penicillium soppii
Lineage: Eukaryota; Fungi; Ascomycota; Eurotiomycetes; Eurotiales; Aspergillaceae
Product: putative SNF2 family helicase/ATPase
Exons: 2
Coding region: 1-3408 (1135 amino acids)
Cellular component (GO): cytoplasm
Molecular function (GO): ATP-dependent chromatin remodeler activity; ATP binding
Source: RefSeq, a predicted model, not a curated record
AUGGCUAGAGAAAGCACCGCGCCGGCAGAAGUUCCCCUCACGCCUGGGGCCAACCCGAACUCUCAGCCUCGCCCCGCACAUAUGAAGGAGCCAGAAUUUGGCAAACCAUCGCCGAUCGGCCCACAACAGAGAUCGAAUCACCUUUUUAACAUUCCCAAACCAAACCAGGCUCGGGCCGAGCAUCAUCGAGUUCCCCAACCAUUCACAUCCCAAGCCGACCCACGGGCGCCCAGACGAGACCAGCAAGGUCCUCCGCCACACGGCUUUCGUCCACCGGUCACCGGCACCCCUAUUGCAACACCCUCGGUGAAGCGUAGUGAGCCAUGGGACCCUUUCAAGCCGGUGGCGCCGUCUGCCUACAACAACCCCCGCGGAGGCUUUCAGCACGGUUCUGUGAGCAUCAAGCGCCCUGAAAAUGUCACUUGGACAACUCCUCGGGCGCCUCGGCCUAUCUUCCAAUCCAAGCCUCUCCCGCCGAAGAUGUCGAAUUCGUCGAAGAACCUGCAAAGCUUCAUUGAUCUUACACGCGAUGAAAAUGAACCUGCCCAUAGAGCACCAGCUAGUAAUGGUCACCCCAACUUCGGGGCCAUGGAUAUGAACGGCUAUGUCGAUGCGGCUAUGGCGAACGAGAACAUCAAAGCUUUGCUAGAAGGUGCAUUCGAAGACGAUGAGGAGAAAGCAGAGUCCAAAUCCAAAAGCAAGAAAAAGAAAGGGUCAAGAAAGAAGCAGCCCAAAAAGAAGGAAGACGUUGCGGACAAAAAGGAAGAACAAGCAGCCGACGACCUUGAUGAUCUUGCCGCUCAACUCUCUGGCGUCACUGUCAAAGACCCGAAGGAGGAUGCCAAAUUUGACGAGCUAAAUGAAUCAUCUGUGAAGGAUAGCGAGAGCCAUAACCAAGCUGCCGAGGAAGACGAAAACAGCGCUGAGGCUGAAAAGGAGGAAGAGGAGGAGGAGGAGGAGGAGGAGGAAGAAGAAGAAGACGAAGAAGAUGAUGGGGUCGUUGAGGGCCUGAAAGUCACCUUAUUGCCCCAUCAGAUUGAAGGAGUUAGAUGGAUGUGCGACAAAGAGAACGGGCGAAAGACGUCCAAAGGAAUUUUUCCAAAGGGCGGAAUUCUCGCAGAUGACAUGGGCCUGGGCAAAACCGUCCAAGCAAUUUCUUUGCUACUCAAAAACCCCAAAUCCGCCAACGAACACAGCGAAGACAAAGGUUCCAACGAAAAGGAAGGCAAAACAACCAACAAAACAACCAAGUUGCCCCCGAAUUGCAUCAGCUCCACCCUUGUUAUCGCACCCCUUGCGCUGAUCAAACAAUGGGAAGCGGAAAUCAAGGACAAAGUUGAACCAAGCCACAGGCUGAGUGUCUGCCUCUAUCAUGGUGCAACACGUGCCAAAACUGCGACUACUUUGGAUAAAUACGAUGUGGUGAUCACAACAUAUGGAACUCUUACCUCCGAGUUCAACUCAUCAGCAUCUGACAAGGCCAAGAAGGCGGGAAUAUUCGCAGUUCACUGGUACCGCAUUAUUCUUGAUGAGGCGCAUACUAUCAAGAAUCGUAACGCCAAAGCCACCCAGUCAGCCUAUGCUUUAGAUGCUCAGUAUCGCUGGUGCUUGACCGGCACGCCUCUACAAAACAACCUGGACGAGUUGCAGAGUUUGAUAAAGUUCCUUCGCGUGAAGCCUUACGAUGAUUUAGCCGCCUGGAGAGAUCAAAUUAGCCGACCUUUAAAUAAUGGUCGGGGAGGUCUUGCCAUUCAGCGACUCCAAGUGUAUUUGAAGGCAUUCAUGAAACGUCGCACUAAGGAUGUACUCAGGCUCAAUGACAGUGUCAAACCUGGCGAGGAAGCGCCAGAUGGAAAGCCAAAAAAAUCAUCCAAUGGGUUCCAUAUCACCAAGCGUGAGGUCAUCAAGGUUGCCCCUGAGUUCAUGCCUGGCGAGUUGAAUUUCUACAAACGCCUGGAACAGCGAACAGAUAACAGCCUUGAGAAGAUGAUGGGCGGUUCUAAGGUCGAUUACGCGGGCGCUUUGGUCUUACUCUUACGUCUUCGUCAAUCCUGCAACCACCCGGAUCUGGUCAAGGGUGAUUUGGCCAAGGAUAAAGAUAUUCUCUUGCAGAACGGCGCUUCGAACAGCCAGUCAUCCCAAGCCAAGUCAGAUGACCUCGACAAUAUUGCCGAUCUCUUCGGCGCGAUGAGCGUUGUCACGAAAAAAUGUGAUGUUUGCCAGACGGACCUUAGCCAAGACGAGGUCAAGGCUGGUGGUACUCGCUGUGCGGAGUGUGAAGCUGAUUUAAACAUCAAUGUCAUGGGCACAGAUAAGAAGAAAAAGAAGAAGUCAAAGAAGAAUCAACACGAGGAACUCGAUAUUCUAGAAUCCCCGUCCGCCCGCAAAUCUGAGGCGCCAAUUUCCCGCUCUCGCAGAAACCGACGAGUCAUUCUCGACAGCGACGAUGAGGACGAAGAAGGUGACUGGAUCGUCCCCGAAGAUCAACGCAAGACGCACAACCUCGGCAAGGCUGGCGGAUUGGAUGACGAGAACGCUGAAGGUGGUGGUGAAUGGCUUAACUCAGAAGAUGAAACGGAUGAUGAAAUCGAGUCACCGUCCAGGAGAAAGAGCAAACCUAUCGUUCUCAGUGAUACAGAGGAAGAAUCCGACUCCGAGGCGGAGGAUAUCUACAAUGAUGAAGGCGAAAAUGGAGAGCUUCCAUCGACCAAGAUUCGCCACUUGAUGCGCAUUCUCAACCGCGAGGCGCCGGAUUUCAAGUUCAUUGUUUUCUCUGUCUUCACCUCUAUGCUUGACAAGAUUGAACCUUUCCUUAAGCGCGCCAACAUUGGCUUUGCCCGCUACGACGGUGGAAUGACAAACAACCACCGCGAGGCCAGUCUCGAGAAACUACGCAACCAUAGUGGAACUCGCGUCCUUCUUUGCAGUCUGCGUGCUGGUGCAUUGGGUCUCAAUUUGACUGCGGCUAGUCGUGUAGUCAUCCUAGAACCAUUCUGGAAUCCAUUCGUAGAAGAACAAGCCAUCGACCGUGUCCACCGCCUUAACCAGACCGUCGACGUGAAGAUCUACAAGAUGGUCAUCAAGGGCACUGUUGAAGAACGAAUCGUCGCUCUACAAGAUCGCAAGCGCGAACUAGCCAACGCCACAAUCGAGGGCAAGACCGGUGCUGGCAAGUUGACCAUGCGUGAUAUGAUGGCUCUCUUUGGUCGUGACGCCGAGUCCAGAUUCACAGAUAACCAAAGCACUCUGGAUUUCAACCAGCCUACCCGCCUCUUGAACAAUGGCGAGACUGAAACCGGUCCCUCGACUUCUCAAACUUCAUCGAAUUCUGAUCUACGCAGUCGUGGUCGCGAGUUCAAAGCUAACAAGCCACGAACUGAGGACUCUGUUUAUGGUCGACGAUGGUAA